This is a messenger RNA of Contarinia nasturtii (swede midge), 2293 nucleotides long. RefSeq names its product dual specificity mitogen-activated protein kinase kinase dSOR1-like. NCBI's taxonomy places the organism in Eukaryota, Metazoa, Arthropoda, Insecta, Diptera, Cecidomyiidae. The coding region runs from base 158 to 2134 and encodes 658 amino acids. The record is from RefSeq and is a predicted model, not a curated record. Gene Ontology annotation, biological process: protein phosphorylation. Gene Ontology annotation, molecular function: protein kinase activity; ATP binding. The transcript is spliced from 4 exons.
CCGCGUGCCGGUUAUAGAUAAAAGUGUUUUACCGUUUAAUAUCAUUCAGUUUUUAUUUUUGCGCAAAUUAAAGUAAGGUCUAGAAAGUGGAAAAAAUCCAUAAAUUACAUUUUAAAAUUAGUAAAACGAGAUUAGAAAAAAGAUAAAUUCACUUAAAAUGUCGAAGAAUAAAUUUAAUUUGACAAUACCACCAUCGGAUUCAACGAUGUCGAUGGAUACACCUUUGAACAUUCCAUCUCAGUCACAAGUACCGAUCAAUAAAAACAGUUCUGAUGAAUAUCCAACCAUUGUUGGUGAUUCGGAAUCGUUUGAACCGAAUGUGAUGAAUGUAAAAAACCAGUUUGAUUCAAACAUGUCAACACCGGCAAGUGUUCAUUCGACCGAAAUUCAAUCGCAAUCAUUCCAAACACCGCCCGGCUUAAUGUCCAAGAAUGACUUUGGUCCUUCGGAUCCGAAGCCGAUGAAUAUUUCGCCGAAGCAAUUGGAAAGAUCAACGAGAGAAAAUCAAACUUUAAUGUACGAGAAGCCAUCAAUGGACAUGUAUGGGCAAUCAAAUGCGUUGAAAAAUCAGAACAAUUCACCAUCACCUGGUUCAUCGACCUCGAUUAAUUCACCAAUUAUUCCACCGCGAUCAUUUAAAAGACUACCCAUCAGGAAUCAAUUUAAUACGGCUCCAGUGAUUGCUCCAAAACCUAUGAACGUGACGCCGAAACCAUUAGACAGAGCCACAAUUGAAAUGUUUGAGAGACCAUCAAUGCAAACCUAUGGGAGAGAUUAUGGAAGUGCGUCAAAUUUAAUACUACCAUCAUCUGGUUCAUCAUCAACUUCGAUUGAUGCACCAAAUCCAUUGAAUAUUCCGCCGAGAACAUUCCAAAUGCGACCAAACACAAUGCCGAAAAAUAAACCAAAUUUAACAUUGCCAUCGGCUCCAAUAAAUUCGCCGAAUGUACAGUAUGUUCCUCCAAUGUAUGAGUUGACCCCAAUGAUAGUGCCAAAGAAUAAACUCAGCUUAUCGUUGCCAUCGGCUUCGGUAAACAUAUCAAAACCGAUAGAAACUUCACCCUCACCAUUUGAAACAUCAUCGGACUCAGAUUCAAGUUUGCUAAAUCAGACGAAGAACAGUGUUGAUUCGAUGACGAAAUUAUUCGAAGAGCUCGAUGUGGAUGAGUAUGCUCAAAAUCGUUUGAAAUUAUUCUUGAAGCAACGCGAAGAAAUUGGCGAAAUUCGUGCAGAUGAUUUGGAAAAAAUUGGCGAAAUUGGUUCUGGAAAUGGGGGUUCGGUGAUGAAAGUGCGUCACAUCCCAACGCAGUUGAUAAUGGCACAAAAAAACAUUCAUUUGGAAAUCAAGCCAACGAUUAGAAAACAAAUUCUACGCGAAUUGCAAGUGUUAAAUCACUGCAAUUAUCCGCAUAUUGUUGGAUUUCACAAUGCAUUUCAAGCUGGUAGUGAAAUCAGUAUUUGCAUGGAAUACAUGGACGGUGGAUCUUUGGAUUUUAUUUUAAAACGAGUUAUACGCAUUCCCGAACCAAUUUUGGGAAAAAUUACACUCGCUGUGCUCAAAGGAUUGAGCUAUUUACGCGAUAAACAUGCAAUCAUGCACAGAGAUGUAAAACCCAGCAACAUUCUCGUUAAUAGUUGCGGUGAAAUUAAACUUUGCGACUUUGGCGUAUCUGGGCAAUUGAUCGACUCCAUGGCAAAUACUUUUGUCGGCACACGGAGUUACAUGGCGCCUGAGCGAUUGUUGGGUGAUCAUUAUUCGGUGCAGUCAGACAUUUGGUCAUUGGGUAUGUCACUCAUUGAAAUGGCGAUUGGAGUUUAUCCGAUACCACCACCAACUCGACAAUUUAUCGACGAAAUUCUUAAGGACGAUAAACCACCACCGCAACCAAAGAUGGCCAUUUUUGAUCUUCUUGAAUACGUUAGCAAUCAACCGCCACCAAGAUUAGAGCACGAAUAUUUUAGCAACGAAUUCAGUCAUUUCACCGAAAGUUGCUUGCAAAAGGAUCCAAAUGAACGUGCUAAUCUUGCAACGCUUUUGAAACAUCCUUGGAUUAAGAAAUACGAGAACCAACCGAUUGAUGUUGCUGGAUGGGUUUGUACCGCAAUGAACUUACCACCAUCAACACCAACUUAAAGAAGAGUCUUUACUCAAUAAAAAUAAUAAUACAAAAAAAAAUCUUUUUACAAAUUUAUUGGAGAUCAAAUGAUCACAUAUUUCUAAAAACCAUUGCCAUAUCUAUAGAGUUUGAAAAUAUGAAAUAAAACUAAACAAAUAAACAUACAAUGCAUUCUA